UUUGCUCGUCACCUCGGCGACGCGGCCGCGGCGGAGCAGAAAGUCGCCAAAACCUUUCCGUUUUAGUCAGCCAAUCAAAAAUUAAACAAGUUAGCUCGUAGCCAGUGUGAAAAUGAAAAAAAAUAUGUAUUUUGAGAGACUAAAAAGACAAGAACGUCGAACUUAAAAAGUGUCGACGUAUGACGCGACACGAAAGAAAGAAGGCCGCUAGCUUGUCAAUCAUGAACUGAAUGCAUUGAAAAGUCAGUCAAAAAUAGUCGAAGCACUUUUUAAUGCUUGUUGGAGGGAACAUCACACUCGACGACUACGCGUUUGGAGAACUGCUCGCAGGUGUUCUUUUUAUCCGAAAGUACUGGAACGCCAGGUGACCACACCAUCGGCGUACGACCAAGAAGAAUUCACAAGAAUCCGAAGCGUGAGCAAGCAUGCUUCCCGCACGCCGUGCCAUGCUGCUUCGGCAGAAGCAGGACCAGCUGCGUGAGCGUGCGACUGAGGGCGCGCGUGAGAACGAGGCCUGUCGCGUCAACAAUUGCUGGCUACUGUCCAGCGAUGCUCGCUAUGUGGGCCACACCGUCCGGAGGGACGUGGAUGAUGUCAUGAUGCAGCACCGCUUCUCCGUCCACCAACGCCAACAAAGGCUACGAGAGCUUCUGGACGAGGAGGAGCGGCAGCUUGUGCUGGCGGCUCGCCUGGACCGGGUGACCCCGCUGGAGAGGCAAACGCAGAUGCGCGAGCGAGCUAAAAGUCUGCUCGACGCCAGGGAGGCACAGCGGAGACAGGUGGUUGCACAAAAGUUGGACCAGCAGUUCAGGGAGCAGUGCCAGGAACUCCGCGAGGCCCAGACGAAGCGGCGAGUUUUGCAGAUUUCCGAGGAACGAGCGGCCCAGAUCCGCAGCCAGCAGGAGUGCGCCCUUGCGCGCCAGCGCGAGGAAGACAUGUUCCACCAGAUGUGGCAAGCGGAUGCUCAUGCCAAGGAGGAGCGCGAACGGCGCGAGGCGUCCGACGCGCGGCACUGCAGCCAGAUGCAGAUGGACUUUCUGUGCGAGCAAAUGGCCGGGGCCGAGCGCCUGCGGCAGCGCGAGCGCCUCACCCGGCAGGAGGAAGCGCGGCAGGAGGAGGAGGAAAUGCAGGCUCUGCGGGAGCAAGUUCAGCGCGAGCGUCGCCUGGAACGGGACAGCCAGACGGCCCGCCGGCGGAUGCUGGAUGACAGUUUGCGUCUGAAGAUGGAGCGCAUGGCCAAGGAUCAGGAGGAAGAGCUCCAGAUGGGCCUCAAAAUCUUGCGCCAGUCACAGAAAGACGAGACUCAGGCCCAGCAGGAGACGGCCGAUAAGCGGGCGAGCAUGAGAGACGAGGACCUCCGCUUCCGUCAGUAUUUGGCCGAGCAGAUGAUCAAACGCAAGAAGGAUGAGGAGCAGAUGGAGCAAAUGAUGGCGGCUAAGAUGCAAGAGACGUGGGACGAACGGGAUAGACAGAAUCUCCUGCAGCAGGAGGCCAGGAACCGACUGAUGAACGAGGUCAUGGAGUCCCGACGGCUGCAGAAUGUACAGAAACAGCAUCUUGACUUUCAAAGACGCGCCGACAUCGCCAAGGAGCGAGUGGAGCUGGACGCCGCCUUCCGGGACAUGAAGCGGGCCGACGAGGAGGUGGCAAAGAGGCAGCGUCAGGCGUACACGGCGUACCAGACGGAGCUCCGGGCGCAGAUGGAGCAGCGUCAGCGUGAGAGGAAGGAAAAGGAGGAAGAGGAGCUGAGGGAGCAGCAGCGGUUGGAGCAGAUGGAGCAGGAGAAGCUGGAGAAGAAAGACGAAGUUAUGGCCAGGCCCAAUGACGGCGUCUUGCACCCGUUUCGGAAAGCGGCCAUCGAUCAGAAGCAACAGUGUGUGGCAGUUCUGGGCGGGACGCUGGAAGCUCAUACCUGUAGCGCGCCCCUGCGGCAGCGCGAGCGCCUCGCCCGGCAGGAGGAAGCGCGGCAGGAGGAGGAGGAAAUGCAGGCUCUGCGGGAGCAAGUUCAGCGCGAGCGUCGCCUGGAACGGGACAGCCAGACGGCCCGCCGGCGGAUGCUGGAUGACAGUUUGCGUCUGAAGAUGGAGCGCAUGGCCAAGGAUCAGGAGGAAGAGCUCCAGAUGGGCCUCAAAAUCUUGCGCCAGUCACAGAAAGACGAGACUCAGACUAAAUACUGUGUAUCCAUUGUUGCCACCAUUUUUUAUUUUUAUUUUUUGGGGGCGGUCCAUACUCAUCCGGUGUCACCCCGGCAGGCGAGCAUGAGAGACGAGGACCUCCGCUUCCGUCAGUAUUUGGCCGAGCAGAUGAUCAAACGCAAGAAGGAUGAGGAGCAGAUGGAGCAAAUGAUGGCGGCUAAGAUGCAAGAGACGUGGGACGAACGGGAUAGACAGAAUCUCCUGCAGCAGGAGGCCAGGAACCGACUGAUGAACGAGGUCAUGGAGUCCCGACGGCUGCAGAAUGUACAGAAACAGCAUCUUGACUUUCAAAGACGCGCCGACAUCGCCAAGGAGCGAGUGGAGCUGGACGCCGCCUUCCGGGACAUGAAGCGGGCCGACGAGGAGGUGGCAAAGAGGCAGCGUCAGGCGUACACGGCGUACCAGACGGAGCUCCGGGCGCAGAUGGAGCAGCGUCAGCGUGAGAGGAAGGAAAAGGAGGAAGAGGAGCUGAGGGAGCAGCAGCGGUUGGAGCAGAUGGAGCAGGAGAAGCUGGAGAAGAAAGACGAAGUUAUGGCCAGGCCCAAUGACGGCGUCUUGCACCCGUUUCGGAAAGCGGCCAUCGAUCAGAAGCAACAGUGAAAAAGCUUUUUGCGUCAAGUACUCGCCACAAACCCUCGGGGUAGGAGUGGCCAAUGAAAUAUGCAAGAAGCCACAUGAAAAACUGGAAUGCUUACCGAGGUUCCGAACCAACAUGCUAACCUCAAGUUUGCUUUUAUCAUUUUUACUGUGUAGAUGUGACAUGUAAGGUUAAUAUGAAUUUGAAGCAAAGUCAUUAAAAUUAAAUCUUUACACUUUC
Molecule: messenger RNA, 3012 nt
Organism: Hippocampus comes (tiger tail seahorse)
Lineage: Eukaryota; Metazoa; Chordata; Actinopteri; Syngnathiformes; Syngnathidae
Gene: cfap53
Product: cilia and flagella associated protein 53
Exons: 13
Coding region: 426-2795 (789 amino acids)
Source: RefSeq, a predicted model, not a curated record